Messenger RNA from Rhizophagus irregularis DAOM 181602=DAOM 197198, 507 nucleotides. RefSeq lists its product as uncharacterized. Lineage: Eukaryota; Fungi; Glomeromycota; Glomeromycetes; Glomerales; Glomeraceae. The record is from RefSeq and is a predicted model, not a curated record.
AUGGAGGAAGUAAAAGAUAUUUUUUACAAUAUGUCCAAUAGUAUGGAAUGGAAAAAGAUCAAUAUAGAGGCAAUCCAGGAUUUGAAAGAUAAAAUGAAAAUUGAUGGAAUGAAAAAGUUCAAUGAAUGGAUGCAAAAAAAGAAUGACUAUUUUCUUUUAGGAAAAAAGAUUAUCAGUUUGGCAGAACAAAAUGAGAUUCUUUUAGAAUACAUAAUGCUAAAUAAUGAUUUUACAAAAAGACUAAAGAAUGAAAAUAGAUACCAAGACAACAAAGAAAAAACCAAUAUUAGAAUCAUCAUCUCCAUCAUCUCAAAACCUUGGUUAAUUAAAGAUAAUAAUAGUAUGAGUAAGAUCAAAGACGAAAAUAAAAAUAAAGAGGAAGAAACGAAAGGGAAAGAAAUAACAGAAACAGAAAAGGCAUCGUCAAGCUCAAGCAAAAAAAAACAAGAAAAACAAGAGGAAAAAGAAGAAGAAGCAAAAAUGAAGAAACAGAAGAAAGAAGAUUAA